Ipomoea triloba (trilobed morning glory) is the source of this 2705-nucleotide messenger RNA. RefSeq names its product E3 ubiquitin-protein ligase WAV3-like. Lineage: Eukaryota; Viridiplantae; Streptophyta; Magnoliopsida; Solanales; Convolvulaceae. The coding region runs from base 312 to 2303 and encodes 663 amino acids. The transcript has 2 exons. The record is from RefSeq and is a predicted model, not a curated record.
AUAAAUCCAAAACGCAGUCACCUCUCCAUCUCCUCCAAUUCCAUUUUCGAUCACUCUCUCCUCAUUCAUGCCUCCCAAUGCAUAAUAGAUUCAAGACCCAUAGGCCAUAACCCAUUGCCACUCCCUAUUCUUCCUGUCUGGGUUUUGUGCUCUGCUUUUACUGUCUUUUUUGGUAAUACUAUACACCAUUUAAAUAUUAAAAAGAGAAGCUUUUAGUUUUGAGUCUUUUGCUGAAAUCCCAUUUUAAAAAAGAGGCCAUUUUUCUUUUCUUGAAUCUCGAUAAGGCUUUGGCUGGCUUUCCGCUUUCCAGUAUGGGGAGUACAUGGAGGAGAGCAAAACAGGGUCUUGGGUUGAAUCUCUGCGCUUUUGUUCCCACUACCCGUUUGGAUGACGACUCUUUGCCGUCGUCCUCCGACGCCGCUCCGGCGACUUCUGCCUCCCAUGUCAUCAAGCUGUCUAGAAGCAUAAGUAGAUCUUCUAAGAAUACAUGUGCAAUAUGUUUGGCCUCGAUGAAACGAGGGGAUGGCCAUGCUAUAUUCAUUGCUGAAUGUUCACAUUCCUUUCACUUCAACUGUAUUUCGUCGAAUGUAAAACAUGGAAACCAAGUCUGCCCUAUUUGCAGAGCCAAGUGGAAAGAUAUCCCCUUGCAGUGUCCUAGUUUGGAUGCUCCCCCUGGAAGGGUGAGAGUCAAUCCUGUGGACUGGCCUCAAAAUAAUGCAUUAGUUACAGCGCACCAUUCACCACGUCCUCAUCCGAAUCAGGUGCCUGAGCCGUCUGUCUUUGAUGAUGAUGAGUCUCUGGGACAUCAACUUGAUUCAGCUCAGAGAAUCGAAUCAGGAAACCGAACAGUAGAGAUCAACAUGUUCCCAGAAGUUCCGUCUUUUAGAAAGUUUGAUUCUUGUGAUCAGUUCACUGCCUUGGUCCAUCUCAAAGCUCCUAAUUCAAUUCCAAGGCAGAAUAACGAGGUUGAUGUGGUCCAGGUUACCCAAUCGCCCCGUGCUCCAAUUGACCUUGUUACAGUUCUUGAUAUCAGUGGGAGUAUGGCAGGAACGAAACUCGCUCUCCUUAAGAGAGCUAUGGGGUUUGUGAUACAGAAGCUCGGUCCCAAUGACAGGCUUGCAGUGAUUGCCUUCUCUUCAACAGCCUGCCGCCUUUUCCCCCUUCUUAGGAUGUCGGGAAGAGGAAGGCAUAAGGCACUGCAAGCUGUGAACUCGUUGGUUGCAAACGGAUGGACUAAUAUUGCUCAAGGCUUGAGAAAGGGCGCUAAGAUAAUGGAGGACCGAAGAGAAAAGAAUCCUGUUGCUAGUAUAAUAUUGUUAUCUGAUGGUAAAGACACACCUACCGUCAAUCUUUCUGGUGGAAAUGGGUCGACUUUUAAAAUCCCUGUGCACACUUUUGGUUUCGGGGCUGAUCAUGAUGCUUCGUUAAUGCACAGAGUUUCAGAGGUAUCUGGAGGAACGUUUUCUUUCAUUGAAACGGAAAGCGUGAUCCAGGAUGCAUUUGCUCAGUGCAUUGCAGGCCUUCUGAGUGUUGUUGUCAAGGAACUCCGUUUAAGCAUUGAGUGUGUUCACCCGGGAGUCCGUGUUGGGUCUUUACGAGUGGGAAGUUACUCGAACCACAUAAUGCCCGAUGGGCGAAUGGGAUUCAUUGAUGUUGGGGAUUUGUAUGCUGAUGAGGAGAGGGAUUUUCUUGUUUCAAUCAAUGUGCCUAAUGAAGUUUCCAGUUACGAAACUUCGUUAUUGAAGGUAAGGUGUGUCUAUAAGGAUCCCUUAACGAGAGAAAUUGUGGAGUUUGGAAGUGAAGAGCUUAGGAUCGAGAGGCCCGAAGUAGGAGAACAGGCGAGCGUGUCAAUAGAAGUGGACAGACAUCGAAACAGGCUUCAAGCAGCCGAGGCAAUGGCACAGGCACAAGCUGCAGCAGACAAAGGAGACCUCGUUGGGGCAACUUCCGUCCUCGAAAACUCCCGAAAAGCAUUGGCAAUGUCGGUGUCAGCUAAGUCCCACGACCGGUUAUGCAUUGCCCUCGACGCUGAGCUCAAGGAGAUGCAGGAGAGGAUGGCGAGCCGACAUGUUUAUGAAGUGUCUGGAAGGGCGUAUAUCUUGUCAGGACUGAGCUCACAUUCUUGGCAGAGAGCAACGACUCGAGGUGAUUCUACAGAUGAAUCGAGUCUGAUAUGGGCAUACCAAACCCCCUCGAUGAUCGAGAUGGUUACAAACUCUCAGGCUGCACUUCUCGGCAGCCCUUCGGCUCAGAGGCUCGUUAGACCAGUUUGGUCCUUUGGCUUGCAACCAAAUCCAAGGUAACGCGGACCGGAGGUGUUGAUUCAACAUUCUAAUGUUGAGUUUAGUCCAAUUGGAAGAUGAAAAGUUUUUGAGUGUCAAUAUCUAUCUGUUGCUUAAUCAUCAUGUAAACCAAUAAAAUUGGCCCAAUGCAAAUUGGUGAGAGUGUAAUAUAAUUUGGGAAAUGGGAUUGAGGGAUAAACUAGGUAGAUUAUUUUCUUUCUGCAUUGUAGCUCUGCAAUCUGCAUUAUUGUUGGGAGUGAUGUACAUAAGGAGAGAGAGAGAGAGAGAGAGAGAGAGAGAGAGAGCUUUUAUGUCUAGGAAACACAAUAUAAGUAAUUGUAAUUGUGGAAUUGCUAGAUGAAGUGUUCAUCUAUUGAAAUCCUGUCAUUGAUCAUGGAUAAAUAUGGAGUUUGAUUCUUGAAA